Messenger RNA from Pogona vitticeps (central bearded dragon), 2717 nucleotides. RefSeq names its product S-adenosylmethionine synthase. The record is from RefSeq and is a predicted model, not a curated record. Gene Ontology annotation, biological process: S-adenosylmethionine biosynthetic process. Gene Ontology annotation, molecular function: ATP binding; methionine adenosyltransferase activity. NCBI's taxonomy places the organism in Eukaryota, Metazoa, Chordata, Lepidosauria, Squamata, Agamidae.
GCCUCAUUCUACCCCGGCGCCAGCUGGAAGCGAGAGGCGUAGUCUUGUCGCAGCAGCAACAGCAGCCGCCGUCGCAGUCCGCCCGGUCGUUUUUUUCCCCCCGUCGUCUUCUUCGUUGCAGAGUCUCCGUUUCUUCUCGAGUCGCCGCCAUGAACGGUUUCCGUGACAGCAGGAUUGAGGAGGGCACUUUUCUCUUCACCUCAGAGUCCGUGGGGGAGGGGCACCCAGAUAAGAUUUGUGACCAAAUUAGCGAUGCUGUCCUUGAUGCACACCUUAAACAAGAUCCAAAUGCCAAAGUAGCAUGUGAAACUGCUGCAAAGACUGGAAUGAUCCUUUUGGCUGGGGAGAUCACAUCCACUGCUGCGGUUGACUAUCAGAAAAUCGUUCGUGAAACAAUCAAGCAUAUUGGCUAUGAUGAUUCUUCAAAGGGUUUUGACUACAAGACCUGCAAUGUAUUGGUUGCCCUGGAGCAGCAGUCCCCUGACAUUGCUCAGGGAGUCCAUCUUGACAGAAAGGAAGAAGACGUCGGGGCUGGUGAUCAGGGUUUGAUGUUUGGUUAUGCCACUGAUGAGACUGAGGAAUGCAUGCCCCUGACUCUUCUUCUAGCCCACCAGCUGAAUGCAAAACUGGCAGAACUCCGUCGUAACCAUAUUUUGCCCUGGCUACGACCAGAUUCUAAGACACAGGUGACUGUGCAGUACAGGCAGGACCGUGGUGCUGUUAUCCCAAUUCGAGUCCACACAAUUGUUAUUUCAGUUCAACAUGAUGAGAAAAUUGGUCUGGAUGAAAUGAGAGAUGCUUUGAAAGAAAAAGUGGUCAGGGCUGUCGUGCCUGCACAAUACCUUGAUGAUGAUACUGUCUAUCACUUGCAGCCUAGUGGCCGUUUUGUAAUUGGGGGUCCCCAGGGUGAUGCUGGCUUGACUGGCCGGAAGAUCAUUGUUGACACCUAUGGUGGCUGGGGAGCGCAUGGAGGUGGUGCUUUCUCUGGUAAAGACUACACAAAAGUCGACCGUUCGGCUUCUUACGCUGCUCGCUGGGUUGCAAAAUCCCUCGUGAAGUCCGGUCUUUGUCGAAGAGUGCUGGUUCAGGUCUCGUAUGCCAUUGGAGUAGCCCACCCACUGUCAGUCUCAAUUUUCCAUUAUGGCACUUCCCAGAAGAGUGAGCAUGAGCUGCUAGAGAUCGUGAAGAGGAACUUUGACCUCCGCCCAGGGGUCAUUGUCAGGGAUCUGGAUCUGAAGAAGCCUAUUUAUCAGAAGACUGCAGCCUAUGGUCACUUUGGUAGGAACAGCUUCCCAUGGGAAGUGCCCAAAAAGCUUAAAUACUGAUUUUGUUGGGCUUCUUUCCCCAGACCUGUUGGUGUCAUUACAGAGAAACCUUCAGGCUCUUCUGUGGGAAAGAACCCUGUUAACUAAACUGGUCCUGUCCUUCUCUGCUCUUAACUUGGCACGCUCUGUCCAUUGCCAUCAAUAUUAGUCCUCUGGGGACCGCAAAUUGCACUGUGCUUUCUCCUCUUCCUGAUGUGCUUGACGUAUGAGUAAAGCCAGUGGGUUAUAGGCGCUAUCUGUUACCUAGAUGGAGGAACAGACUAGUCAGAACAGUGUUUCGGUCUGGUCUUCUAUAUUUGGCCUAAAUGCUAAUAAUCAUUCCCCCACCCCGCCCCCACCCUUCAAGCAAUGAAUAAGGGAACGUCCCUUGUAAUGUGCACAUAGUCUGUGCUUCCAUGUAUUUUCUGUCCAGAUCUAGAGCAGCAUGGUGCAAUUACUUGGCUCUAACGAGAACAUAAAGCUCGUUUGUUCUUCCCGCCUGUCAGUCUUGUGAGAGCUGCAACCACCUUGACAGAUACCCUUGCAUGUAAGUUCCAUUGGAAUGGCAGUCUAGGGCAUUUUUAAAUGGUCAGUUCUGGUCCACCAGCCUGUGGUUUAUUAGAUUAAUGAAAUUAGUCAGCACCACAUUUUAAUCUUUUCAUCUCUACUCUGGGGGUGGGGGAAGUGUGAUUUACUCAAACCUUUGAAAAUCCUAUGCACAUUUUAGCACUAGCCAAACCUCACCAUUGUUACCAAGCGGGCACUUUGCCAGCCAUGUGGUAUAUUAGAGAAGUCACAAGGUCAUACCCAAGUUCUGUGGGUUGCACACGUUGGCACCUGGAUAUAUUUUUCUUUAGAGCCAAGAACUUCAUAUUGCACAAAACUCCCAGGGUUUAUUUUCAGCCAGGUCCAAACUACAUUCUGAAGCCAGUUCUUUUCAGAGUAGAAGCGCAUUUGGAAAGGACGUGGGGAGAGAAACCCUACAUACUUGACAUUUUUUUAAAACAAUUGAUUAUUUAUUGUGUUUGGGACAGGGUGUGAGUACAGAGAAGCCCUUGUCUCAAAUGGCAGCUUUUAAACUUUGGCACCAUGAUUCCUUGAUAGUUUCCCAGCAUUCCCUGCUAGGCCAAGGUGUCCUACAGAAAAGCCUUGGGUGGCAACCUACAGGGGGUCUGGCUUGUGUAAAACCGGGGAGGGCAGUGCUUGAGGGCAAUUGGCCUUGGGAGAGGCUGACUUGGCUGGUGUUGUACAGAGAAGCCAGCUUGUUUACCUGCCCAUCCCAUGGCCAGUGACCUAAGCAAGAAGUGCCUUUUGCGUUCCACUUUUUUUUCUGGGCGUUUAUUUACAUAUGUCUGGUUCUUGAAAUUCCACAUUGAUUAAAGAUAUUAAUAAAAGUGCUAGGUUAUAUCUGAA